AUGGCGGACUCUACGCGAAUACCUGGCGAGCAUGUUAAAUGUCAUGAGUGCUCAAACACCUGGCCCCGCCAGCAAGGAGGUCUUCAGUGCCCGCGCUGUGAGUCGGAAUUCGUGGAAUUCGUUGAGAUCGUAUCAAAUCAGCCGUCACCCGAUCCUCCACCACUAAUAGAUACCGCUGGCGAUAGCGAUGAUAGACACUUAACGCGCUCACGAUCGUCAGACUUUCCCGAACAACACAAUUCCUGGCGGAACUUCCCAGAUCCAGAUGAAGACGAUAUUGGUGAGUUGGAUUUUGGCACAGCACCGACACCGCCCAGAGGUUAUCAUUGGGAAUCAAGAAGUCCGAAUGGCAGCUCGUCAUUCACCUUCAGCAUGUUUAACUCUAACGGAGGUCCUAUGAUCAUCACAAAUAGUAGAAGCCGAGGCGCUGGCGGACCACUUGGAGAUCCAGCCAUGGCCGAGGUAGAGCAUGAUUUUGAAGACCUGGUUCAGACCAUAAUGGGAGUGACGCCGCAGCAAGCAGGUCGGGAUCGGGGUACAAGGAGGCCAGAUUCACCGCUGCCACCCGGCUUGGGGUUUGGUCCUCCAGGCCAACCACCGCCACAUACACAGUUUGGUGGUCCGUUGAUGGGGCUUUUCAGUACACUAUUGCAAGGCCUUGGUGGUGGUGGUAGAGGUGAAGGUGGUGCUGAUGGAAACCUUGGUCCUUUUGCCAUGCUACAACGUAUGAUGGAUCCGGCCAAUGCCGCCCAAGGCGAUGCAGUCUUCUCGCAAGAAGCACUAGAUCGGGUGAUCACACAGCUUAUGGAGCAGAACCAGGGUAGCAACGCGCCAGGUCCUGCCUCAGAAGCUGCCAUUCGCUCAUUACCGAAGAAGACAGUCGAGAAGGACAUGUUGGACGAUAGAGGCAAGGCUGAAUGCUCGAUAUGUAUGGAUUCGGUCGAACUGGGAGACCAAGUCACCGUUCUGCCAUGUAAACACUGGUUCCAUGAGAUCUGCAUUACUGCAUGGUUGAAAGAGCACGACACCUGUCCUCAUUGCCGGAAAGGUAUAUCGACACCGCCAGAAGCGAAUGGACAUGCCUCACGAGGAGGUAGUGGCCAGCCAAAUAGACCACCGAGACGAAGAUCCUCUGCUGCCAUGCCUGGUGGUUGGCAAGAGAACACAGGUACGUCACGAAGUCCAGUGGCUGUGGAAGAGACGUCUCCUGGACCACAAGAUAUCCGUGCAGCAAGAGAACGCUAUUACAAUAGUCAACAGCCAGAGGAUCUAGAGAGGCGCGAUACUCACGGAGAAAGGAGAUCAUCGAGAGCAACGCCGCCAUCAUCAUCAUCAUCAUCGAAUGACAGAAGGCACCGCAGUAGAUCACAUCGCUCCAGCUCAUACAACAAUAGUGGUGGAGGAGGAUUUGGUGGCUGGGUGCGAUCUUUUGGCAGUAGUGGUGCUGGGCGGUGA
Molecule: messenger RNA, 1455 nt
Organism: Endocarpon pusillum Z07020
Lineage: Eukaryota; Fungi; Ascomycota; Eurotiomycetes; Verrucariales; Verrucariaceae
Exons: 3
Coding region: 1-1455 (484 amino acids)
Source: RefSeq, a predicted model, not a curated record